Molecule: messenger RNA, 594 nt
Organism: Ruditapes philippinarum (Manila clam)
Lineage: Eukaryota; Metazoa; Mollusca; Bivalvia; Venerida; Veneridae
Exons: 2
Coding region: 1-594 (197 amino acids)
Source: RefSeq, a predicted model, not a curated record
AUGUCUCCUGGGACUUCCCUAACUACACAAAGUGCGAGUAGACAUAACCAAGAUGUCAAUCAAUCAGUGAGCGACUUACUCCUUAACAGAGGCAAGCAAGUCCUUGCCAUACUUCAAGAGUUUUGCGAAGUGUUUUUCAGAAAGCGAACCAGGAACAACUCCACUGAUAGAGCACCACGUGAACUAACAGACAAAGAAUUCCUGACAUAUGGUGGGAAAUGGCAUAGUUCAAAUAGACAAGUUAGAGCAUUCUUAGGACUUGCCGGAUAUUACAGAAGAUUUAUACCAUCGUUUGCUGAGAUUGCGGCACCUCUUACAGACUUAACGAAGAAAGGUUUACCAAACAGGGUACGAUGGGGAGAUGAGCAAGAAAGAGCUUUUCAUACUUUAAAGGAGCAACUAACCAAGAGUCCAAUUCUUCGACUGCCUGAUUUUUCGAAAGAAUUCAUUUUACAGUGUGAUGCCUUGAAUGCUGGGAUAGGCUCGGCAUUGCUUCAGAGAUAUGAGGGAGAGUUGUUAGAAAAUAACAAAGAAUGGCAACAACAUGUUCUUGUAGUACGAUUUCUUAAAAUACAAAACUCUUUGGUACAUUAA